CCCAAGGGUAAUCGUCAACGCUAGCCGAACUUCUUUCCAUGUUCAAGGACAUAAUUCCACAUUCCAGCUAAUCCCAACCCAGGGACAUCCUCGCAUCGAGACCCUUCAUCUGCUGAGAUGGAAGACAAAGUCGAAAGUCGAAAUUCUCAUGAUCUACCCUUACAAUGCGUAGAUCUCACCCCAUUGUCCACAACACUUCGCGGCCUUUCAUUACAACCAGACCCCACGGACGACUUGUGUGAGGUUUGUUGCAAGGUGGACUUUGGCCUUCUGAGGAAUUGGCUCCAUCUCUGUGAGACGGAACAUGGCGAUCGGUGCAGUCAGUCUAGCUUGGUAUCAGAAACGGGAAGAAAGAUUCGACUCAUAGACGUGCUGAACCGUCAGCUUGUGGAUAGCACCACGAACGAGCGGUACCUAACUCUCAGCUACGUUUGGGGUUCUUGGGAACAAUUCACUUUGACCAGCCGGAACAUCGGAGAUCUGCGAGCCUCUCACAGUUUGAAAGGUGAGGAUAUGAUAAGAACGAUCCAGGAUGCUUUUGACGCGGUUGCCAGAAUGGGCGAGCGGUACCUAUGGGUUGACCGCUUGUGCAUCCUUAUGGACGAUGAGCAGGAUAAGCUGGAACAAAUGUCGAACAUGGAUCAGAUAUACAAUGCUGCUGUUCUGACUAUUGUCACCAGUAGUGCAUGUUGUCAAUGUGGUUCAAAUGCUUGUAUACCAGGCGUGCAACCAGACACCCGUCAAUUGCUCCAACACAGCGAGGUCAUUCGUGGCAAACGGUUCGUCACAACUCAGUCGGAUCUUGUCUCUGCUAUACGCAUGCUGAACUGGUCAUCUCGUGGUUGGACAUUCCAGGAAGGAUUCUUGUCCUCGCGUUGCCUCGUCUUCACACCCUAUCAAACAUACUUCCAGUGCAAGUCCGAGGAGUGGUGCGAAGAUUCCUGUUGGGUUGGUGCUAAGCCGCUUGAGCCGAAAGCUCCUGUAGGUAAUGCGUUGUGCCAUAUUCGCGACUACCCAGAUACUUUCAUACGAUGCGAUUUCAACCAAUACGUUGACGCCGUUGAAGCUUACUCGACUAGGAAUCUUACACUCGAAACAGAUGCACUAUGGGCAUUUACAGGAAUUACGAAAGCAUUCCAACUUCAGUUCCAGAACGGCUUCGCUUGGGGCUUGCCCAUCGAAAAUCUCGAUGCCGCAUUGCUCUGGUGUCCAUUGAAGCUCCAACAGGGUUCGCGGAAGGGCUUACAUGCGGCAAUCCUUGAUCAUCACACCGUUAGACUGCCAUUUCCGACUUGGGCUUGGGUCUCUUGGCGCGGCGGGGUUGUGUAUGGUGCGAAAUGUGAGAAGGAGGUGACAGGUCUGGUAGAAUGGCACCCGCCUGCUCACUACUCAGUGAAUCCGAAAAAUCCGCUUUCGGACCAAGUUGACAAACAUUCGCCAACUUCUAUACACAGCAGCGAGUCAACGCAAUCGGAAGAUGUUAUCAUGGACGAACGUGCCUUAGGUCUCUUGCGCUUUACUGCCGCUACCGCUUAUUUUGACCUUAAGGCGCAGGGGGCGUAUGCUCAUGAGGAUCAUACUAAAGAUUGUGCUUUUUGCAAGCAAUGGUCUCUGUGUCACAUCCGAGCAAGGUCAGGAAAGAACGUAGGUGGAAUAUGGGUGCCAAAGCCAUGGUUUGAGGCACGUAGUGCCAGCCAGGCGGAGUUUAUCCUUCUGUCCAAGCAUAUUCAAAACGCUGAAGACGAAACAUGCCAACAGGUGUGGACGCCAGGCACUGAUCCUCGUUACCCUAAUAAAAGAAUUGGUAAAGGUAUCAAGCAUGUUGAUGGAUGUGAGCAUCAGUCCGGCUACAAUAUCAUGCUCGUUGACUGGAAGGAGGGACCGCAUUGCCGUGUGGCAGUCAGAAUGGGCAUCGCAAUAAUCCACAGAAAUGACUGGCAAGAGGCAGAGACAAGUUCGAAAUUGGUUGUACUGAGUUGA
This is a messenger RNA of Mollisia scopiformis, 1980 nucleotides long. Its product is annotated as HET-domain-containing protein. The coding region runs from base 118 to 1980 and encodes 620 amino acids. Lineage: Eukaryota; Fungi; Ascomycota; Leotiomycetes; Helotiales; Mollisiaceae. The transcript is spliced from 2 exons. The record is from RefSeq and is a predicted model, not a curated record.